Molecule: messenger RNA, 3006 nt
Organism: Lactuca saligna
Lineage: Eukaryota; Viridiplantae; Streptophyta; Magnoliopsida; Asterales; Asteraceae
Source: the annotation of a GenBank genome assembly
AUGGCACAUGAAGUUGCCAACCACCGUCUCCUCCUCUGUCUCCUCUCCUGUCUCCUCCUCCUCCUCUCUUUCUCCGCCGCCGAUGAUGCCGCCGUCAUGUCUAAGCUCGCCGCCUCCAUCUCACCCGCCCCAUCAAGCUGGACAGGCACUGAUUUCUGUUCAUGGAAUGGAAUCAACUGUGACAACUCCAAUCCCAAACGUGUCACCGCCAUUAAUCUCGCUUCCAAAUCUCUCACCGGAAACCUCCCUUCCGACCUGAACCAGCUCUCCCAACUCAAAACCCUCGCCCUACAAAGCAACUUCCUCUCCGGCGAUUUACCUACCUUAGCGAAUCUGACUUUCCUCGAAUCAGUGUUCCUCGAUGGCAAUAACUUCACUUCUAUCCCAUCGGAUUUCUUUCUGGGUCUGACGAAUCUACAGAGUUUUAGCAUUUCAGACAACUUAGAUCUGUCUUUUUGGGUUCUUCCCAAUCAUCUCAUAGAUAGCAGCAAUCUGCAGACGUUUCAGGCGAGUAACGCGAAGAUAAUGGGAUUCAUCCCGGACAUCUUUGAUAGUUUCCCUAAUUUGCAGAAUCUCCGACUGUCUUACAACAAUCUCACCGGAAACCUACCGAAGAGUUUUGGGGGUUCCGAAAUCCAGAAUCUAUGGCUCAACAAUCAAGAAAGUGGACUUUCUGGUACGCUUGAUGUGCUUUCGUCAAUGACACAACUUUCUCAAGUAUGGCUACAAGCUAACGCAUUCACCGGUGCUAUUCCGGAUCUCUCGAAAUGCACUAAUCUAAACGAUUUACAACUCCGGGAUAAUCAGUUCACCGGAAUCGUUCCUCCGUCGCUGAUGUCUCUUCCCCAAUUAUCAAAGAUUUCACUACGAAACAAUAAGUUGCAAGGUCCAUUGCCUGUGUUUGGCUCUAAUGUCACCGCCGAUAUCACUUCCAAUAGCUUCUGUUCACCUAAUCCGGGACCAUGUGAUCCACAAGUAACGGCGCUCCUCGAGGUCGCCGGAGCAGUUGGAUAUCCGAUGUCGUUAGCGGAAUCUUGGCAAGGAAACAACGCCUGCGACAGCUGGAGCUUCGUUACCUGUGAUUCUUCCGGGAAGAAUGUCACCUCCCGUGAGCUUAUCCAGGCAGAAACUUUCAGUUUAUCAUUAAACGAUAACAAUCUCGUUGGCAUUAUUCCUUCAAACUUAACAUCCUUGCCGAAUCUGCAACUUCUUGAUCUAUCCAACAACAAUCUCUCCGGUGCUAUACCAUCAUUCCCACAAAACGGAAUAAAGUUUUCACAUGAUGGCAAUCCAUUAUUAGGUCAAGACGUUCCAAUUGGACCUCCGGGCCCACCUGGAUCUACACCGAGCUCCACCGAUCCCGGUAAAAACCCAUCUGGCUCCUCAAAAGGGUCCCCCGUCUCCGGCGGUAUGAUCGCCGGAAUCGUCAUCGGCGUUCUUGUCUUUCUCGCAAUCGUAUUCUUUGUUUUCUUCAAGUGUUGCGCGAAGAAGAAACACCAAAAGUUCGGUCGUGUUGAGAACCCAGAAAUCGGUCAAGAAUUGAUGAAACCAAGCGUCAUCGGAACCAGUUCAAACGGAUUCAAUGGCGGAUUUAGCGAGUUGCAGAGCCAGAGCUCCGGCGACCAUAGUGAAAUGCAUGUUUUCGAAGGGGGUAAUGUCGUAAUUUCAAUUCAAGUUCUCCGACAAGUCACUGACAAUUUCAGUGAAGAUAACAUACUAGGAAGAGGUGGAUUUGGGGUCGUUUACAAAGGGGAAUUACACGAUGGAACAAAAAUUGCAGUCAAAAGAAUGGAAUCGGGUGUUAUGGGAACAAAAGGGUUAAACGAAUUCCAAGCUGAAAUUGCGGUUCUCACUAAGGUUAGGCAUAGACAUUUAGUGGCGCUUCUUGGGUAUUGUAUCAAUGGAAAUGAGCGACUUUUGGUGUAUGAGUAUAUGCCACAAGGGACUUUAAGUCAACAUUUGUUUGAAUGGAGUGAACAUAAGACACCUCCACUUAGUUGGAAACAAAGGGUUUCGAUUGCUUUAGAUGUGGGAAGAGGGGUUGAGUAUUUGCAUAGUUUGGCACAACAAAGUUUUAUUCAUAGAGAUUUGAAACCUUCGAAUAUUCUUCUUGGUGAUGAUAUGAGGGCUAAAGUUGCGGAUUUUGGUUUGGUUAAGAAUGCACCGGAUGGGAAGUAUUCGGUUGAGACAAGACUUGCGGGGACUUUCGGUUAUCUUGCACCCGAGUAUGCUGCAACCGGAAGAGUGACAACAAAAGUGGAUGUUUUCGCAUUUGGAGUCGUGUUAAUGGAGUUAAUAACGGGCCGAAAAGCCCUAGACGAAACCAUGCCCGAUGAGCGGUGUCAUUUGGUGACAUGGUUCCGAAGAGUCCUCAUCUCAAAAGAAAACAUGCUAAAAGCCAUUGACCAAACCCUAGAAACCGAAGACGAAGAAACACUAGAUAGCAUUUCAAAAGUAGCAGAGCUCGCGGGCCACUGUACGGCCCGCGAGCCCUUCCAGAGACCCGACAUGGGUCACGCAGUGAACGUGUUGGGUCCUCUGGUCGAGCAGUGGAAACCUUCUCGACCAGAGGAAGAGGAUGGCUAUGGAAUCGACCUCCAUAUGAGCCUUCCUCAAGCCCUUCAAAGAUGGCAAGCCGAUGAGGGCACUUCUAGAACAUUUGAUAUGUCUUUUAGUCAAACGCAAUCGAGUAUUCCCUCUAAGCCUUCGGGAUUUGCCGACUCUUUUGACUCGAUGGAUUGCCGAUGAAUCCAAUACACAGAUAUAUUUCGUGAUAUUUUUUCAUUUUUUAUGGGUAAGAUUGAAAUUGAAAAGUAUGUUGUUAACUUGUUAUUAUUGUUUGCAAUGGUAGUGCUCAAAUGAUGCAUUAGAUAGUUGUACCUUAUGCAGAAGCAUGCACUACGAUUUGUUUGUUGCUUAAAAUGUAUAAUAGACCAUGUCGCUUUUACAUUUCCAAGUUCUUAAUCUCAUCAAAUAUAGUAUGAGAAUUUUAAUGUUAAUAUGGAU